CCGUGGUAUGUGUGAACGCUCAUCGUGCUCAGAAUUAGUGAGAUGAAAUGAUGCAGACACUCACAACACACUCGCUCAUAAAGUUAUUCUGCAAUUACACGCGCUUGUGUGUGUGCAUAUGUAUCACACUGACAUUAACAUUUUUCCCCAGCAAGCAUGGUUUAAUGAAACUCACUAAUAGCACUGGGACUUUAUCAUGCAACACACACACACACACAGUAGGAUCAUCAUUCUGUCACUGCUGCUGCUGCUGCUGCUGCUGCUGUGGAACUGUUCCAUUAGCAGCCUGGAGGCUGACUUAUGGCCAUCCACACAUCACAUUACAGUCCACCUGUAAUGUGCUGCUGAGCUAGGAAAUAUUCAAUUGAAGGAGAGAACAUCUCAUAUUUUUUUGGGGGGUGUAGCAUGGCUUGUUUUGCAGUACAGGGGGAGUAAUCCAACACAGAUCCACAGGGAGAAAAUCAAGAUAAUACUGUAUUUAAUGGGACUGCAUGCAGAAUAUAUUUUGGCACAUGCUGCAACAUUUAGAUUUAAAAUUGAGAGAGAGAAAAAAUGCUAGUUUGACAUAAGGAGGUGAAACAUGGAUAUACAGUGAACUUAAGUGGAAAGUUUGCUCCAUGAUACAAUUGAAAGAAUAAAUGUCCUAAAAGACUGCAUGGAGACAUCUCUCGCUCUCUCUCGCUCUCUCUCUCUCUCUCCCUUUGCCUGAAAAACGUAGACAUGCGCGCUGACUGGGGGGAGGAGGGGGUGACACCAACUGUCUGCCUCUCGUGUUUUUGCGUUGACUCCGUGAUCUUUCAAAUAUGUUGCGGAACUCUCCCUUUAUAAGCUUCUGUUUUUGUGGAAAAGGGCAAAAGUGAGAGGGGAUUCUCUUCAUUGACAUGGGGCAACAGGAAUAAUAUUUGAUACUUUUUGUUUUUGUUUUUGUUCGCCCUUUUUGAAGCUUCAUAGUUUUCAUCUGUUUUCAUACUUAUUAGAUUUUUCGAAUAACCGAUCGCCCCCGCCGCCAACCUGAAGUUCAUUGUUAUUAUCCUGGCCGCCGGAAUGGUGGCCUUCAUCGGAGCCGUUAUCUGCAUCAUCGCGGCGGUCCACACCGGGUCCUCCAGGGCUGCCGCAGCACAACAACAACCCGCAACCGACAACCACUCGCUGUACCCGGACGUGGUGGCGCAGACCCCCGCUUCCGGAGGCUCCGUGGCCAGGGCCGGAUCUCUGGGAGCUCUCCAUGGUUCUGAAACCCCCGAUUCAGCGGCAUCGGCGUUCAACCUCGGGCUCGGCGGGUUGGAUGGAGUCACCGGACUCACCGGGCACGACCCGACGGUCAGCAGACUCAUCUGCACUCCGAUUCCCGCCGGGGAGUGCAACCCGAGAAACUUUAAGCAACAAGCGGACGACCCGUCGCUGUACGCGGGCGAGGACUGGGGUUAUCUCCGCACCACCGCGGAUGAUCUCCGGCAGACCGUGCUGCAGCAAAGAAAACAAAUACUGACCGACCAGCGCACCAUCGGAGAGCUGACGGGGAAACUGUCCGAGUGUGAGAAGGUGCUGGACGGCAAGAAUAGGGGAGCGGACAGUCGCGGUGCGGGACUGCGGGCUGCUCAUGGCACCGCGGAGGAGACUCGCCUGGAGCGCGUCAUGGUGCGGGACAGCCCGGCGUCUGCGCCCGACAGCGGCCACCUGCUCACCGCCCGAGCUGUGGAUGAACUGGAGCAGGCGAUCACUCAGCUCAAAGACCGCAUAGAGAAACUGGAGUCAGACAUCGGCCCAUUUCCUCACAACCAGACGGACGGAAGCUCCCCGGCAGGGCCACUGGAAAGUGGGAUUUCUGGUGGCCCAGAAAGGUUGGCUGACCGCGGACACAAAGCCGCUACUGACGAUCCCUGGAGAAUGGAAGACUUGGAGGGGGAGCUGGAGAGGAAAGUGGAGCUCCUCGAAAAGGAGAGGAAAGCCCUCAGGCUGGAAACUGAGAAACACAGACAGGAAAUAGACCAUGGCAUCAGCAAACUACACCAUCGCAUCUCAGGACUGGAGGAAGGCAGUCCUGGCCAUUCCUUCCCAGAAGGCUACAGACUGUCCUUCCCAACGCGGACGAACUACAUGUACGCCGUGGUGAAACACUCGCUCCCAAAGCUGCGGGCCUUCACCCUCUGCCUGUGGCUGCGGCCCACAGAGGGCGGCAUCGGGACGCCGCUGUCUUACGCCGUUCCCGAACAGCCAAAUGAACUGGUGCUGCUGCAAGGCCUGCACACGCCCACCGAGAUGCUCAUCAAUGACAAGGUUGCACAGUUACCUCUGAACCUGACGAGAGGCAGCUGGCAGCACAUCUGUGUGAGCUGGAGCCAGAAGGGAGGAGCCUGGCAAGCCUAUCAGGGGGGAAAGCUGAGGGGCGAGGGCCACGCACUGGCAGCUGGACACCACAUCAGACCUGGGGGAGAGCUCCUGCUGGGACAGGAGCAGGAUUCCCUGGGUGGAGGCUUUGACUCAUCUCAGGCCUUGGUCGGAGAAUUGUCUCAGGUGGGUCUCUGGGACCGGGUCCUGUCCUCUAGUCAGGUGGCCAGUUUGUCUCGCUGCGGCAGAGUAACCCAGGGCAAUGUGGUCCCCUGGACUGAGAACGGAGUUAAGGUCUAUGGAGCCACCAAGCACCCGGGCGAGCCGUGUAGUAAACACAGCAGGAGCUCUCAGUGACCGACAGUGGGAGGCUUUGAGGAGAGAGUAGGUUAAGAGAGGGGCGGAGAUGAGGGGUACAUUUAAAUUCCGUCUCCCCAUAUUCAUAGAUCCGCUAAUGGAUGUUCACAUUAACUCUAUGUGGCAUGAACUGAAGUCUGUACAUAAAUGAAAAUGAAUGGCAUAUAUUUAUAUGAUCGAGCUUUGCACUUAUAUUCUGUCAUGGUGUUUUCGAUGGAGAAUUGUGCAAUAUAACAGGAGGCUAAAGACGGAUGAAGCAUUGACUUGGUGAAGUGAAAAUGUUGAGGCGUCCACUCAAUUAAAUAUGGAUCUACCAUCAGUUUAACUUUAAAAGAGUAAAAACAGAUGAUAAAACGUGUACAAAGCUACUUAUUGUAAAAAUUUGUUUGACUUGUUUUAUCAAAUCUGCACUAAAACCAACCAGUAAAUCCAGAAGAUCAUCAGUUUGUGCCAAACAAUUUCCUAGCUUGGACAAAUUACCAGACAACCAGCAGAGACGUAAGGAAGUUUCUGGUCCAUGAAUCGUCGCAAAGUGCAGGACUCGUGUUUUCCCACUUGUGUUUUUGUAAAUAUUAACCAAACAAGAUAUAGCAUGUUUACGUGUGAGCCGUAGAUGUGCUUAUGGAUUGUUUUCAGCCUUUACACCAAGUUUCCCCUCAGCUGGCAGCGGUGGCAUCAUAUAUACUUAUAUACUUUACUUUAAUUAUACUAUAUAUAAUUAAAGUAACUUGAGAAAUGGUCAUUUAACAGUCCAAGUCUUGGAGUUAAUGGUCUUUUCCAGCGGUUGAAGCCUGUGAGCUGUCGAUGUCUUCCACAGCUAAGAGAGGUUGCAUUAAGCCAGCAGAAAUCCUCCGGUGUAGAAAGGUCAGACUGGAGUUAAUUCGGGGCUGUGGCAGCUUAAGAGUUUGGGAGUCAAGGUAAGGUGAUGAAAAAAGAGAGGGAAUAUAAAGUAGGACUAAAGGAGGACUGCAGUGAGGAGUAGAUGAUGAAAGAGGAGGAAAGAGCAGCGACUUGGGAAAAGACGGAUGGAUCAGGUACUCGUUCAGAGUGAGGCUACUUUGUUUUCACCUCUGCAUGAUGUGUUAUUUUAUGCGUAAUAUUUUGCCACUGCAAGGUUCUGCUCCCGAGUGUCACGAAAAGAGGAGAGCGCCUGUUGAAUCCAUGCUCGGGUUUGCUGUUUUACUGAUUCCCAAUGAAAGCCUGAGGGUCUCUUAUGUUCUCUAGACAGGUUAUUGGACUCAUUUACAGCAAGGCGACUAAUUCCUUUAGCAAAGCAGCUCCACGAACAGAUUGAUUGUGCAUCCACACUUUGCUUAUCAAGCUUGUGUCCCUUUUUUACAAUAUAUAGAUAUAUCUCAUUCGAUAUUUAAAAGUAAACAAGAAAAUGUUUGGCUUGCAACCCUGUCUCUAAAUUCCUUAGUGAAUUAAACAUUUUUUUUAGAGGUUUGACAAAAACAUUUGAAAACUCUAAUGCAGGAAAUGUAUUCUAUAUUAUGUGCUAAAUCCAAUCAAAAUCCUCCUGUUGUGCUUCGAUGCCUCACAGUCUGCGGUGUUAUGGUCAAUAAUAUGCCUGGUGUCUGCUGAGCUCGUACCAGAGGUUUUUGAUGGUGGCGUAGCAUUUUUAUGUUUAUGGUUACUGAAACGGUAAAAACGAUGCUUUCAACACUAUCUGUCUUUUCUUACAUGAUUGUUCUUUCUUUUUUACUGUAUGCACUGUAUGCUCUGUCUAUUUUCAAUCCUAUUGUUUGUAUACCUAUACUGUAUGUCCCUUUCUUGUAUGGUGUUCUAUUGUUCUGAAUAUGUGUUGUGUAAAAAAAACAAACCCUCAUAUCUUUAUUAAAGUCCUAAUUUUUAGAUGUAAA
This is a messenger RNA of Solea senegalensis (Senegalese sole), 4547 nucleotides long. RefSeq names its product chromobox homolog 6b (gene cbx6b). Bases 1045 to 2685 code for a protein of 546 amino acids. The transcript has 5 exons. Lineage: Eukaryota; Metazoa; Chordata; Actinopteri; Pleuronectiformes; Soleidae. The record is from RefSeq and is a predicted model, not a curated record.